This is a messenger RNA of Schizosaccharomyces japonicus yFS275, 1535 nucleotides long. Its product is annotated as histidinol-phosphate aminotransferase imidazole acetol phosphate transaminase His3. Lineage: Eukaryota; Fungi; Ascomycota; Schizosaccharomycetes; Schizosaccharomycetales; Schizosaccharomycetaceae. Gene Ontology annotation, biological process: L-histidine biosynthetic process. The transcript is spliced from 3 exons. The record is from RefSeq and is a predicted model, not a curated record. Gene Ontology annotation, molecular function: L-histidinol-phosphate:2-oxoglutarate transaminase activity; amino acid transaminase activity; transferase activity. Bases 14 to 1252 code for a protein of 412 amino acids.
CUGGCAGCCCAAGAUGCGAUUUAGAAUAGAUGUCUUGGCCGUAAAAACGAACACGGCCAACUCACCCUCUACCGUAAACAUGUUUGAUCUGAAUACCUGCAUUAGGAAGAAUAUCUUGGAACUGCAGCCGUAUCGCUGUGCUAGAGAUGACUUUUCCGAAGGAAUUCUUCUGGACGCGAACGAAUGUGCCUAUGGCUCUGCUUAUAUCGCAGACGGCACACAUUAUAACCGUUACCCUGAUCCCCGUCAAAUUGCGGUGAAGGAACGCUUCUGUGCCAUUAGAAACGGUGAAUGUCAUCCUAAAAAACCCAUUACUCACGAAAACAUCGUCAUGGGUGUUGGUUCUGAUGAAAUCAUCGAUUCAUUGAUUAGAAUCACCUGUAUUCCCGGUAAGGACACGAUUCUUAUGUGUCCCCCUUCGUACGGAAUGUAUCCUGUGUGUGCAAAGGUGAACGAUGUAAAGGUUAAGAAGGUUCUCCUCAAGCCCGACUUUACUUUAGACACGGAAGCCGUGUUGAAGGCUAUUCGUGAAGACCCUACUAUUAAGGUCGUCUUCGUCUGCUCGCCCGGCAAUCCUACGGCCAAAAACAUUGCUUUGGACGACAUCAAAAGAAUUUUGGAUGAGCCUUCAUAUAAUGGUUUGGUUGUCUCCGACGAAGCGUACAUUGACUUUUCGCCAGCAGAGGCUUCUGCUGUUACUAUUGUCAAUGAGUACCCUAACUUGGCUGUCUGUCAGACACUUUCAAAGGCGUUCGGUCUUGCUGGUAUUCGUGUUGGUUUCUGCAUUACAGACCCUAAAAUUGCCCAGAUUAUGAACAAUUUGAAGGCUCCUUACAACAUCAGUAAUCCUACGUCCAAGCUUGCUUAUGAAGCUUUGUCGCCCGAGUCUGCGGCUCGUAAGGACAGAAACAGAGACGCACUGAACAAGCAACGUGACCGUCUCGUCCAGGAGCUCCCCAAGAUUCCCGGUGUUGGCAGCAUUAUUGGUGGUCUUGAUGCCAACUUCCUUCUUGUCACCAUUCUUGAUAAGCCUGCCAAGGAUGGAAAACCCUCCAACGAAUCUGCUCAUUACGUGUACAUGCAAAUGGCUACGGAACACAAGGUCGUUGUUCGUUACCGUGGUAGUGAACCUCUCUGUGAAGGCGGACUUCGUAUAACCGUUGGCACUGAGGAGGAAAACACUGUUCUUCUUGAUCGGAUUGCAUUUGUUUUGAAUGAUUAUUUCACCAAGAAGGGAAUUACCUCUGCUUAAGCAACUUGUCAUUCAUAGUUUUUUGAUUUUCAAAACACACAUCUCUCUCCAAGAUUUCCAUAGACAUCUGAAAUUUAAAAGUGUUAUGCUCGUCCAACUAAAUAUAAGAAUUCGUUUCUUUGGAGAGUUAUGCGUGUGCAAGGUGUCAAAUAACGAUUCUAAUAAACUCAAUCAUUGGAUGAGUGGUCUUGUGUUUCACAUUUCCAAUUACCCAAUAUUAUGAAGUAUUUAUUAACGAUUAUAAUUGUUCUUAUCCAUCCGUAAAUGCAUUUCUGAAAACAAG